AUGGCCUUUCAAUAUGGGAUGCUUAUGCAACUUUCAAUGUUGCUUGUACUUUUACUAGCGGCUACAAAUGCUGUAGCAGCAGCAACAACAAGAACAAGCGCAAGAGAAGGAGGAGCAGACGAUGGAAAAGCCGGCGGGUUGAUGGCCAAGCCUAACUGCAUAGCCAAAUGUGGUAAUAUCGAAAUUCCAUACCCAUUUGGCAUUGGUCAAGGUUGUUACUUCGGACCACGAUUCGAAAUCACCUGCAAUGGGUCAAAUCCCCGAUUGAUGGAAACCGUUAUGCUUGUCACCAACAUAUCCCUUGAAGAAGGUGAGCUGCAAAUAAGGCAGUUAGUAAACAGAGAUUGUUAUGAUGCCCUAGGUAAUCCAAUUGGCGAAGACCAAAGCAGGGGCGGGCUCAGUUUGAUUCCUCCUUACACCAUCUCUGGUGUCAAAAACUGGUUCUUUGCGGUUGGUUGUGACACGUACGCGCUCUUUGUCGGUAGACGGGGCAGUCAAAGCUACACAACCGGAACCGGGUGCAUCUCCGUAUGUAAAAAUAAUCCGACUCAGUACGAACACUCCUUUGAUAAGAACGAGUCUUGCUCUGGCAUUGGGUGUUGCAAAACAAAUAUUCCCCCUUUGCUGAAUAACCUGACUCUGAAGGUGGCAAGCUAUAACAACCAUACGGAAGUACAUGACUUUAACCCCUGCGGCUUUGCGUUCAUUGUGAAAAUGGGCCACUUCAAAUUCAGCGAAACAAGUUUUCAAGAUCUCAAAAAAACAUACCGGCUUCCCCUGGUUCUUGAUUGGCAAAUUGGGGAGGAGUCGUGUCAAAAUGCAAGGCAAAACAAGGAGACUUUUGCAUGCAAGGGAAAUAGCACCUGCCAUGACAAACCUUCAGGUUACAUUUGCCGGUGUAAGGACGGCUACCAAGGGAACCCAUACCUCGAAGAUAGUUGCCGAGGUACGUCUUUGAGCUUGUUUGUUUUACUGGAACUAGCUAGAAUUCCUGGAUCUGAGAAAAGAACACCCAGAAACUUUACUGAAGAAGAAGUUAAGGAGGCCACAAAAGAAAAAGUUGGUGAAGGGGGGUAUGGAAUUGUUUACAAAGGAUUACUAGAUAAAAAACCGGUUGCCAUAAAGAAGUCAAAAUUUAGUCCCCCAAUUACCCGCCCAGUUACCGCGACAGAGCCAUUUGUUAACGAGCUGAUUGUUCUUUCUCAAAUCAACCAUAAAAAUGUUGUGAGACUCGUAGGUUGUUGUUUCGAGACCCGAACACCAAUAUUGGUUUACGAGUUCAUUGCCCUUGGCACUCUUUAUGACCACAUUCAUAGAAGAAACAAAAAAGGAUUGUCACUAGCAAAACGAUUGAAGAUAGCAGCAGAAGCAGCAGACGCACUAACAUACUUGCACGAUUCCAUAUCUCCUCCAAUCAUACACGGAGAUGUGAAAACAACAAAUAUACUAGUAGACGAAAAUUACACGGCAAAGGUGUCCGACUUUGGAGCUUCAAGACUGGUUCCUGAAGAUGAGAAUCAAAUAUCAACUUUAGUCCAAGGGACACAAGGAUACUUAGACCCUCAAUACCUUCAAUCAAACACCUUUACAGACAAGAGUGACGUCUAUAGCUUUGGAGUUGUGCUAGCGGAGCUACUCACGAGCCGUAAGGCAGUAUCUUUGGAAAAGCCCGAGGAAGAGAGAAACCUAGCAAAUGCCUUUGUUUUCAAGGUGGAAAGUAGUCUCUGGGAUGAAAUUCUUGAUCAAGAAUUAGUGGAGGGACAUCUUAAGACAGCAGAAUUGGCAGCAGAUCUGGCAAAAAGAUGUUUAAGGGUAAAAGGAGAGGAAAGACCUCCCAUGAAAGAAGUAGCCGCGGAGCUCCAAGGAUUAGUGCGAACCAUGGAACAACAUCCAAGUGGAGGAGAGGCUAAUAUCUCUCCACCUCCCAAGGAUACCGGCAACUUGGUUGGGUCAUCUGCUUCAAGUGCUUCCCUUGUGGAUAUUAGAGGUGACGGUGAUGGCGGCGAUGGUGCAGACAGCAGCAUUAUUCAAAUCACGCCUCUUGGAGAUGGGCGAUAA
Prunus mume (Japanese apricot) is the source of this 2058-nucleotide messenger RNA. The record is from RefSeq and is a predicted model, not a curated record. NCBI's taxonomy places the organism in Eukaryota, Viridiplantae, Streptophyta, Magnoliopsida, Rosales, Rosaceae.